UUGACCUUCCAGUCUCUAGAAGUGGGUGUGAUCAUGAUAACUCACACUGUAAACACCCGAGGCCAGAGUUUCCUGAGUGGAGCGGGAGGGGAAAGAGGAACAACAGCGCAGAGCAGCAAAGCAGCAACUGUGAACUUUUUAUUUGGGUCACUGAAUAUGUUCAUGCCAAAGGUUUUCCAGUUUUAUUUUUCCCCAGUUUAACGAUGUGCCAUGCUCUCCAGAGGACAACAAAUGGGCUGGUCUCCUUCAGAUUCUUCCUGUGUGAAGCUCUAUCUGUGCUCUAACCCAGAGGAUAGCGUGGUGGAGCGCAGAGCUCUGAGAGAGAGUGUGUUCCCCAAACUUAGAGAGCACUGUAGACACACACUGGGACUGGACGUCAGGGUGAUAGACCCAUUUGAGUCCAGUGAUCCCAGUCGUUGGCCAGAUGUAAACACCAGACAGCAGCUGAUUAAAGAAUGCAGAAGAAGCUCCGCAGGACUUUUUUUACUGGCCCUGGUGGGACAUCAGUACGGCACAGCCGGUCUGCCCGCCCAGGUGGAGGUGUCAGAGUACCAGCUGCUGCUGCAGGAGAGCCAGCAGGCGGGCGUCAGCACCCAGGAGCUUGAGAGAGUGUACCAGAGGGACGAGAACACCGUCCCUCCCUCCUACUGCCUGACACCUCCACACAGACACACCUGCUGCCCUCAGCAGGCAGAGGUUGAAGAGGAAGAGGAGAUGAAGGCUAAAAAAGAAGAGCUGAGGAAGAUGUUUCAGACUGCUGUGAGUCUGUGUGUCCACAAUGGUGUCAUAAGCCCAGAGAGAGCCCAGAGCUACUACCGAUCAGCGCUCGACACAGAUCUGCGAUUUGCUCUGGACACCCGUCCUGAUAGUGACAUCAUCAGACACUGUCUGGUUUACAUCCACACGGUCGUCAACGCAAAAGGAGAGACACAACUUCAGACACAGUCAGAGGCUGCUACCUUUGACCUACAGACAGCACCGACUGAUGGACAAUUAUUCUCAGACCUUUGUGACAACUUCCUCCCUGGCCUCAUCACUUCCUCCCAGCUUCUAGUCUACACAACCACCACCGAGUGUGACCGGCGCCAUGGUUACACGACAGCCAGGAGACGGGGCUAUGCAGAGUCUCUGUGCCAGCAGGUGUACUCUGACCUGGUGGGGUUGAUUGAGAGCUGGAGCAUCUUAGAAAGCAGAGAAGGCUCCCAGCUCGGCGAUGCUUUGGCCAGAGAGCAGGCGGAGCAGGAGGAGCUGUGUGACGUCCUGGCAAGAUUUUAUGACGUCAUUCGGCCGGAGGAGGAAAAGGUCAGGGCCUAUGUGGAGCAGAGCAAACAACAGCGUCCACUAGUGGUGACAGGAGGACCGUGCACAGGGAAGACCGUUCUGCUGGCACACUGUGCUCAACAGAUAAAGUCUUGGCUACCAGACUGUGAUCCUGUGGUGAUCACUUAUUUUUGCAACCUGUCAAUCAACCCUUCCCCGUGGCACCUGUUGUCGAGCCUGCUUUAUCAAAUUGUCGGUAGAUAUCACAGCGACCUGGACGAUCUGAGCUGCAUCACUGACCUCAGCUGUAACCCGACAUCCAACAUUUGUCAGUCUGAGAUUAAAGAGCGUCUUUCAUCCCUCCUCUCCUCCAAACCCUCUAUCAAACAGCCUCUAGUUCUGAUCCUCGAUGGCCUGGAUCACAUGGAAAACAACUGUGGAGGUCAGAUCAUAGAGAGCCUCCCGUCCCCCCUUCCUCCCAGCGUCAAACUCAUCCUCACAGUCUCCUCCAACCGAACGCAAGUCCUGCAAGCCAUCAACCCACAAAGAAGUCCACCUCAGAGUGUGUCAGAGGGCAGCGAGAGGGAGUCGGGAUAUGUGUGUGUUCAGCUGGGAUCGGUGAACAGGAAACAGUGUGCGAAGAUGUUGGCGUCACUGCUGAGCAGUUCAGGGAGGAGGGUGACGUCAGGACAACAGGCGCUGGUGAACCAGGCGCUGACUUCCUGUUGUCUGACUCUCUACUCUCGUCUCCUGCACCUGCACACCUCGCUCUGGCACUCUGAUUCAGAUGUGACCGAGUCGUCUCUCCCUGACGGCGUCCACUCAUCCAUUUCUGCGCUGCUGGAUCACCUCGAGCAGAAACACGGCUCCUCCCUCGUGGCCCGUGGCGUCUCCUACCUCACUCUCUCCAGGACCGGGCUCACUGAGGCCGAGCUCGCCGAUCUGCUGUCCAGCGAUCACGCGGUGCUGACUGAGUAUGCUCAGCGGGAUGAGAGCCCUUCCUCCAAUGUGAGGGUCCCACAAGUCGACGUGGAGAGACUUCUGUUGGAUCUGAGGAGGUUUCUCAUUAGGAGGACAGUUGCGGGGUCACGUGUUUUGCUCUGGGCGAGCAGGCAUUUCAAGCUGGUGGUGGCUAAGAGGUGUUUAGGCACUUGUGAGGUGAGGAGGGAGAUUCACUUAGCGAUGGCGGACUAUUUCAGUGGCCAACUGUCUUGUGAAGUUGCAAAACCACUUCUUGUAAAGCAGAAAUCUGGACCAAACAAGGACACCGCCCAAAUGGAAAUAUACAUUGACAAGCAGCCACCCAGCCAGCCGUUUGUCUUCACCUCUUCUUUCAAAGAGGUCGGCCGAGUGAACCUCAGGAAGAUCUUAGAAUUGCCGCAUCACUUGCAAGAAAGCGACCAAUGGGGGGAGUUGGAGCAUGGACUGUUAAUGUCUUUAAAUUUUCACCAGGCUAUGGUUCAAGCAGGACUCCUGGGAGAUCUGAUAGCCAUGUUGGGGAGUGAGGAGGGGUCAUCUUACUUCUGUUUGUCAAGGGAAAGAGCACUCCUAGCAAGCAUAUUAAAGUCUUGUGUUUGCUUACUGCGGAGCUCACCCCUGCAGCUGCCCUCAGUGAUGGAGACGAGCCUCCUGCCUUAUCUGGAGUUCUUUCCUGCACUCCAAGGUUACGCCAGAGAGAUCAGACAGGAGAGGAGGAAGAGAGGAAGCGGAUUAGGAGUAGCGCUUUGCCCAGCUACCUCCUCUGUUCCCCCCACACAGCAGUUAAAAUGUGGCGCCAAAACUAAGGAUGUCUCUGUUAGAGAAGCAGCUGGGACAGAGUGUGGGAUCGUAGCAGAGAUCAUGGAUGAUGGCACGGCUUGGAUUUGGAAAGGCUCCGGGUGCGGCGUGGUCAAACUAUCGCUGAGCUGUGAGCAAGAGGAGCUGAGGUUUGCAGGAGUGAAGAGCAGCGGUCAAUUCAUGCUGCUUUCCACACGAUGCAACAAGCUUUUCUUGUGGGAUGUGACGGGCCCGGAGAUGUUUCUGCAGGUUAAUAAAGACCCUUUAAAAACAGACAAAGUUGAGGGGUUUGUUGCACGACAGAAAAAGUUAUUUAUGUGGUGGAAAGAGAAGAGUUUUGUGAGUAUGUUUGAUGUCUCCAGUGAGACCUUGACUCAUUUCCAGUGUCAGAGCGACGUGACCUGUUUGGUAUGCUCCUCUAAUGGCUGUUACAUGUACUGUGGGCAGGAGGAAGGCACAGUGUCCAUAUUUGACACAAACACCGGCAGCCUCCUCGGCAACUGUUCAAACUCAAAUCACAAUGCGGUCACAUCAGUGAUUCUGUGUGAAGAUAAGUGGGAAAUGGCAUGUGUUGACAGGACAGGCAGUGUAACCCUAUGGGAUGUGGCGGCCAAAAGAAAGCCACCCAGACUUGUCACAGAGAGCUUUACUGGGGGUAAAUCUAACAACAUCCUUAAUGUAGAUUACUCAGAUGAAAUCGGCACUUUAUUGGUGUGUCAAUCUCACCAGGUUGCAUUGUGGGAUACAUGUGACUGGGAGCUGUGGGACCAGUUCUCGGCUCCACAGGAGAGGGCCUUCACUCAAGCCGUGCUCGCCCAGGGCGGCCACCUUUUCCUGGCUUUGUUAGACGCCUGUCCCUUUGUCUUAGUGUGGAGGGUCAGCACAGGGGAGUGCGUUCUCUCCUUAGAAACAAACACGCAGCCUCCUCAUACGCUCCUCAAAACGGCCUCAGAUGUCGUUUGCGUCGCUCACGACGGCGGCCUGACAGUGUGGGACUCUGGGAUGAUAGACGCUGCAGGUGCAGCUCCGAAAAUGGGGCGUGGAGUGAAAGAAGUGGUGGUUGAGCGAACAGGCUUCUACACCUCUGAUGGGUCGGAGACGGUGUGGAGAUGGAGAUUAGAAACGGGACUUCCGCACGCUAACUUCCUACAUGAUGGUCCCGUGGAAAAACUGCGUCUUUCCCCGGAUCACAUCCACCUUGUGACACUCUCAGCUGGUGAAAUAUACAUCUGGCAGACAGAAACAGGUCAGAAUGUCCUGCGCGUGAGUGGCAGCAGAGCGACAGACAUCCUCAUCACCCCCAACAGUAACUUCGGGGUCGGUAUUUCUGAUCGAGGGUUGUCUCGCGUUUGGAGGCUGGCACAUGGGAGCAUUGUAUGCAACAUACACCCACACCUAUCUGACGCCCAGGUGACGCCUGAGAGCACCUUCCUUAUUGGCCUUCGCCGUGGAGAUCUGUUAGCCGCCAGUCUGUGGUCAGGCUCGAUCAGCAAGCGUUUCUCCUGCGUGGACAGCUCGGAGCACGUUGUCGCUUUCCACACACUUUCAGAACACCCAGAGUUUGUGGUGGUGAUGGGCGCCUCGGGGGCGGUGUACACCUGGAAGGUAGCAGAGGAGACGCUGUGCAGACACUUCCAGCUGCCCUAUAGGUUUCACUGUCAGCCACAAGAUUUCCAAAUGUCCUCUGAUGGGAGCUACGCCCUGCUGUCCACUGAUAAUGAAGCUGUCAACCUCUUGGACUUAUCUCAGGUCAGACUGUGCUCAUUCAAGGCUGAGGGUCCUGUCGUUAACGCUUGUUUGGAUAAAAUUGGACGCUACGCUGCCUAUAUAUCCCGCCCCACCACCACAACCACCACCACCCUGGAGAAAAACUGUCACCUGCACACGAGGCCCGUCCUCACCGUUGUACGACUCACAGACGGGGAAAGAAUAGGCAGUGUGUGUCUGGCUCAGAAUCCGUCGACUCUGUUUGUGAGUGAGCAGCAGUGUGUGUUUGUGGGAUUUGAGGACGGGUCCGUAGGUGUGUAUUCAAUCUUAGAUGGCACGAUCAACGGAGAGGAGUCGGUCAGGUGCAGAGAGAAUUUGACUGGUCGGUUGAAGCAAUGCCCCUUUGACAGAGCAUUCAGCUGGUUACCACUACCAACUCCCAAUAUUACAUGGCCUUAAAGGAACAGUGUGUAGCAUUUAGGGGGAUCUAUUAGCAGAAAUGGAAUAUAAUAUUCAUAACUGUUUUCAUUAGUGUAUAAUCACCUAAGGCUAAGA
Molecule: messenger RNA, 5298 nt
Organism: Sebastes umbrosus (honeycomb rockfish)
Lineage: Eukaryota; Metazoa; Chordata; Actinopteri; Perciformes; Sebastidae
Product: NACHT and WD repeat domain-containing protein 2-like
Exons: 10
Coding region: 211-5202 (1663 amino acids)
Molecular function (GO): protein binding
Source: RefSeq, a predicted model, not a curated record